This is a messenger RNA of Trichobilharzia regenti, 7166 nucleotides long. NCBI's taxonomy places the organism in Eukaryota, Metazoa, Platyhelminthes, Trematoda, Strigeidida, Schistosomatidae. The record is from the annotation of a GenBank genome assembly.
UACAGGGAAGUUUGAAUAUAUCGGCUUUAGCCGCGUAAAUAGAAAUGCGCGAUACUGCCUUUUUAGUCCCCGUGGUCCUGGUUUGUUCUCUUGUCUUUUCUACUUUUACGUUGAACUUCGCUUACUCCUAGCUCUUUUGCCUGAAAUAUAUCCCAUUUCAUGUAAGAAUCUUUUAAUUCACAACACAAGGUGUAUUUAAAGUUCAAUUUGUCAAACUGCCAACAAGUCUCCCUCGUCUAUUGAUUUUGAAAACUGACUGACCUUAUCUCCAGUAUUUUUCCAAGUGAAACUAUUGCUAGCCAGUAUAAAGUAUAUAGACCUGAGUAAACCUUACAAAAGAGCAUCGUGCUACUGUGUCGUAAUUUUUAGUAAUUCCUUAACGUUGUGUUUAAACAAUGACAGAAACUGUUUGAAGUUUAGAGGAACGUAUCAACUAUUAUGGCUGCUGACGUUUGCUGUGUCAGUCGCCGACGUUACAUAAACCUCCUGUUGACUCUACCUUUUUGCUUGACGGGAUAACUACACUCAAAUGAGUAAAACAUGUAUUUAUGCAGGUAGUCGGGGAGUAUCCUGGGAUCGAUAAAAUGGGACAUAGUGCGUAAAACAUUGGUUUAAGAGAGAUGGCUAUGGCCUUUCAUCUGCCAGUCUCAUUGUUGGUAGUAAUUGGUUGUCACGACUAGCUGUGUGACUUCCUUACCAGCAGAUGUUUUUAUUCAAAAAGGAUCAAAGCAUUUGUGCAAAUCUACGUGAACCCUUAGCAGGAUUUCACCUAAUAGUGGAAAAACAUUGGGGACCGAGCGAAAAUUUCAGUGGGAUUCUAUAAACAACGACGGAUUAAUGGCGCAGUUAUAUUUUCUAUUAGUGUAAUCCUCUAAGUAAUAACUAAAAUAGAUUGCUCGAGUAAAAAGCACAGAUCAAGUGUGGACAUUUUAGCUUGGUGUCUAAAGAUUGUCUGUUAACUGCACAAUUAUCCUUCGUCCAUAUUCAGGUAGCUGAAUAUCGCUACUUUUAAUCAUAUUUUUUGCGAACAGCUUACUAACUAACGUCGUGUAGUAAUUAACUUUAAUGGCAACAGAAACUUUAACCUCAGUGUAAAAUGUAUUGAUAUGUUUGUCUUCUAAUGACAGCCAAUGUAGGAUGUUAAUGUAAACAUUGAUAAGACGAACAAUGUACUCUCUUGGCUGUGACACAAUACUUCUCUUUAUUAUGGUGGACUUUCUGUUUUUGUAAAUAAGUAAAACCAGGCGAAUGAAGUGUUAGACUCAACUUUCAAAUUAUGUAAAAUCGGUAGCUUUCUUUCGUCCCUGUUGAAUUUUCCUUUUAGUACAAAGAAUACAUCGAGGCUGUACAUUCUAUGGGCUUCUUAUUUGAUAGUCUCAUCAGAGAUAAUAACGGGGAAUGAAUAACUUCGAGUCCAUAGUUCCAAUUAAUUAUCUGUGCAAACAUUUUCGUGAUGUUUGAAUUUAUAUCAGACGAUAAAUUAAGUGUACUGAGCACCUCAGUCAACAGAUAAAAAAGUGGAUUAUGCCCUUACUACAGUAGUCUUAUAACUAUUUAGCACUUCUUUAAGUUGAACAGUGUCAAAUGUGCCAGUAUCGUAUUACAGAAAUAUAUGUAAUUCAUGUCGAUUUUAUAGGCUGAUAUAUAUAUAUAUAUAUAUAUAUAUAUAUAUAUAUAUAGCUGUCACACCUAUGGGUAGUUAUAUUCCAUCGUAGUGUUCAAAAAAGUCUUCUAGAUACACACUAACUUACGAAAUUGAAUAUAUGCACUAGACCCAGUCCUCUAUUGGAACUCAGGUACAUAUUUUUUAGAGCAUUAAGCUGGAAACUAUUUAAACAAAUUGGUUACUACUUAGUGCAAACAAAAACAUUGUUUAUUUAUUACUUUUUGCUCAGUAUUGACUAUUUGACUGUUCCAGCUAAUAAAAUGAUUCAAUGUUACUAGAAGAACAUUUCUGAAUGUCUGUUAGGUCGCAUAAAUGUAGGUAGCUCGAAUGGAGAUUCAACAGAAUGUUGUUAUGCAUCAAUACAUGGCUACUCAUACAGUUAAUAUUUUUUUAAUUGCUAAUACAUAUCUACUUUGACGUUGUUAGUGUCAUUGAGUCACUUUAAAAGAUUAUAUUAGCCUUGAAUUAUCUGUUCAAAAAUUUCUCCCUUCUGUUUUCCUUGGGUUACUUUAUCUACUGAAAUGAUUGGUUGCUAGUGCAUUUUUGUUGCUGCACAAUUGAAAUAUUGUUAAUCAGUUUUAUUCCCGUAAACCAUACCAGUUUUGUAGUGAAAUAAAAUUGUCUUAUAACUCGCGUCCUCUGCAUGCCGUGAUUAGGUUUAUCGAAGGACGAAUUGUAUCUUAGAUUCGUCACUUAUAGUUUGAUAUUUUCACAUAAUUCUUGCAAAAUACCCAUCCGUACAUUAGAGGGAAAAGAACAAGAAGUCCAACAAAGAUAUCUUCUCGGCGAUUUCAUUCUCAAAAGAUGUACAUUAGCAUUUAUAUACAUAAGUUUACACAGCUACAAUUAUUAUUUAUUUGAUUCCACAUAGUAACGAAGGUGAUUAAGGGUUAUAAUAAUUUUCAACUUGAUGUGAAAGUUUGAAGGUGUGAAUAUAGAUUACAAGGGGCUUAGAGAGAUUACAAUAGUUUAUAAAAUAGUUACAAUGUAUGUAAAAUUAACAAUAAUAAUAUUUCUCCAGUUGUCAAAUAUUAAUUCUACAUAUAUUGUAACUGUUUUCUAAUCUAUUGUAAUGUUGUCUCUAACCCCCUUGCAAUCUAUAUUCACACCUUCAAACUUUCAUAUCAAGUUGAAAAUUAUUAUGACCCUUAAUUAUCUUCGUUACUAUAUGUAGUCAAAUAAAUAAUAAUUGUAUCUGUGUAAACUUAUGUAUAUAAAUGCUAAUGUACAUCUUUUGAGAAUGAAAUCGCCGAGAAGGUAUCUUUGUUGAACUUCUUGUUCUCUUCCCUUUAAUAUACUUAACAAGCAAAUAAUAUUGGCCAUCAGAUGUGGUGAAAUUCAAACUACGCUUACGAAUAUAUUAAACGAGGAAAACUAAGUUGAUCUGAAUUGUUGCACAAUUAUGUAGGCGGUAUUGUUCUCGUUAUCGAAAGUAGAGUUCUUUUUUUACCUCAUCAACAUUCACCUUUUCAACCAAACAGCAAUAAAUUUACACUUCUCAUUUCUAUUUGUGAUAACGCAUGAUUUGUGUGUUAGUUAAAGGUAUGUGUAUCACACUGAGCAUGUAUUCAUUGUUAUGUUCUCUGAGUUGAAUAGUUUGGUUGUAAAGCUUCUUCCGUGUGAAGUGUGCUUUUAGAAUUCUCCAUUUUUAUUCAGUAUUCAGUUCAUUGUGUGAGGGCUGAGAUACUGCCCGGGUGCCCAGACCGAAGCAGGUGGUUUUAUUAAGGAACCACUCCCCGAACAUUUGACUUGGAGUUCAAUCCGCAAGGCAGCGGAGCAGCGUCAGGAGCUGCAUUCCCAUGGUUUCCGGUGACCCAUAUGGGUUCAUACGCCAUUUGAUCCGAUUGGAUACUGGAGCCUAUGUACCCCAUGGUAACUGCUUUUAGUUUAACCGCUAUCCAAACAACCUUCCUGACAUGGUAGGACCUGCAGGGACAGAGUCCCAGUCAGUUUAGCAUGUUGGGUCAUUACGGUAUUCAAGCCCGAUCACCACUACAAGGUAGCAGUUAUCACACAACGAAUUGAAUAAAGCAACAAACAAUCAGUGAAACUUAUCGCAUGCUAUUACAUGUGUUGCAAUUUCCUUCUUUCUUCCCUUCCUGAUGAUAGCUAACGAAUACUGUUUGGACUUGUUAAGCAUGACUGUUUUCCUUCCAGAUGAAGUUCUUUAUCCGUUCUCUACUUAUAUAUAUUUUUUUCUCUUUCUUUUUUUCUUUUGAUCUAUGUUGUUUUAUUAUUAUUGUGUGGCGCAUCCUUCUUGGUGCCAUACUGUACUAAGUUUUUAUGCGUUUAAAUAAAUAAAUAUAAAAUAUUCUCCAUUAAUAAUGCAAUAAGCAUCUCUUCGGGUGACCUUGGUAGUAAUCGGUUGUCCCCCACAAUUUCUUUAGGAUUAUAUUCACCAGUGUUAAGAUUGGUCGUCUCGAUAUCCCUUUUUAUACUUUUUGUCGUGUGAUUUAUUUGUUAUUGAAUUGUAUAUGUGAUCUUUAGGCAUAUGUUUGUGAAUUAGUCUGGGUACAUAGGUCCUACUACUUCUUCAUUCGUUGCUCCUCUCUGUUUAAGGUAUUUACAUUUACUCGGUUAAAAUUAUGUCAAUGGUUGUCCAGGUGAAUUGAUAUGAGAUAAUGUAUGUCAUGCCUUUUAAGUGCUAGCUGCUGUUUAGGGAUGCAAACAUGAUUCAAACAUCUUUUUUGGCCAUUGUAGUGAUUUUCACAGUUGAUUCGGUUUAUCUUAUAGAUUGAUUUUGUCUUUUGUUGUCAGGUCUAUCGGUCUGCGUAAAAUAUAUUGCAGUGAUUGUGUUAAUUUAAUCCAGUGUCUAAGCAUCUGUAAUUUAUACCCACAUGUUUUCCGAAACAUUUCCAUUCAGCAACGUAGCAUGAUACCUCACCUGUACUAAGUUUAACUUGCAAUUACAGUUAUCUAAAGUUUAGUGUCUCAUAUAGUUUCCUGACAGUUAAUUUCUUCAAACACUAUCUGUAAUGUUUAUUAGAUGAAUCACUUUCAGAAUUCUAGUGUUAUUUCGCUUAUUUUUAAACCUGUAUCGGUUUUCAGAAUAAACAAGAUUGCAAGAAGUGUUGAUAUAUAUAAAUUCAUCAUUUGGAGAAUGUUUCACAAACAAAGUCUAUGUUCAUAAUACGUGUCGGUCAAGAUCUGAACAAAAUGCCGAGUGUUCUCAUUGCUUGAAUACAUAUUUCACAAUGUCCUCUUCUCGACACAUAUCUUAUGUUGCUCGUGAAAUAUUCCCUGCUUGCUUAUUGGCGGGAGUUGGUAUGGUAGUCGCAGGCUGUUAUGUUGAUAUGUUGAAGUCUUCUAGCAUUUUUAAUUCCAGUGAGGCAAAUAUUUUCGAAAUCAUUCCACCUGUUCUUGGACUUAAAGGCAAUUUAGAAGUUGCUCUUUCUUCUCGACUUGCCACUGUGGUUCAUUUUAGACGAAAGUUUAGUGAAAUUUCAUCCUGGUUGUUUACAACCACAUUGGCUUUUAUACUGAUUCUUGCAGUUCUUGCAAGCAUCGCCAUUCCUGUAGUGAUUACAACUGUGCAUAUUUCAACAUCACUAAUAUCCUACUCUUCUAUUAAUAUCGCCCAUCUUAUUUGUAUUUCAUCAGUAACUUGUGUUUGUGCUUCAUGUUUAAUAAGUGUUCUAGUGUAUGCAAUAGUAUGCGCAUGUGUGUUCUUCGGUGCAAAUCCUGACAAUAUUGCUCCACCGGCAGCUGCUGCUUUAGGAGACCUUGCAACAGUUUUGAUCAUGUCACGUGUAAAUGGCUAUUUUAUGAAAUAUCCAACUUUUACUUUCAUUGCUGCUAUAUGCAUAACCUGCAUCGUUCUUUUCCUAAGUAUUGCCUACUUAUUGUAUCACUCCAAUAUGCAUAUAUCGCCUGAAUUUAGCAAUCUUGUUAUAACAUCUACUACUUUCAAGGAGACUAUCGUUCCAUUGAUUUUGGCAAUUAUUAUGAGUAGCAUUAGUGGAAAUAUUUCAUCACGAUUUCUGGCCGAUCUACCUGUUGUUGCUCGCCUUCAAGUUCCAAUUAAUGGCGUUGGUGGAAUUUUCGCUGCAAUGUUAAUUAGUAGAAUGACAACACGUCUGCAUUCUAUCACCUGUUCUAAAAAGUUUUCUUUAAAACAAUCAGUGUUUGCUUCUCCUACUUCUUCACCUUCGCCGUCUUCAACGACACCAACAACAACAGCAACUACUACUAAUACAUGUGUAAUGUUUGAAAAAUCAAGGCGUCAUGUUCCUAGUGAAGAAGUUUCCUCCUCUGGUGUUUCUGAUCCCCCUUCCUCUUCUUCUUCGUCAGCAUCAUCUUUGUCAUCCUUGAUGUCUGCGGGAACAAUGAAAUCGUGCAGAAAACUACGUGAAAUCUACACGGACGUCUCUCAAGUAUCCAAACUCAUUAAAUUAUUAUGUGUUCCACUGCAUUUCAUACUUACUCUGAUCAGUGUGAUUAUUGCACGGCAUUUAAAUCCACAAGAAAAUGAGAUAUCAUAUUUACAGUUCAGCAUUUUGAUUCCGUAUAUUUCAGCUGGAUUUAUUCAGAUAUGUAUACUACUUAAAUUUGCCAAAUGGAUUGUUUUAAAACUCUGGAAAAAGUUUAGUCUUGCUAAACAAUUUGAUUCUAAUAUUAAUGCUACUAACACUCCUAUAUCCCUAGCAUCGCUGGAUUUCUCCGCUAUAGCCAUGACUACAGGUUUAGGCGAUUUAAUUGGCACCGCUUUAUUCGUUCUCUUUCUAUGCAUAAGUAAGCGGUUAACAAAUAGUUGAGAUAUCCGUGUUUGUGUGUGUGUGUGUGAUGUUUUACAGAAGAACAAAAGUUUAUUUUUCUGAACUGAUAUCAUGGUGUGUUGUUUUUUUUCUCCUUGUUCCGGUGUUUUCUUUCUGACUUUUUAUUUUAUGCUGUCUGGCUCGAUAGUCUUUCGUCUCUACAGUAAUUUAAAUAUGUUAUAGUAUAUGUAUCGUUGAAUAUUGUAAUGUCAAUUGGUUUGUUACAUAGUCACCUUUUUGUAUCAUAUACAUACUUACGUGUAAUUAAUGAUUACUCUGAAACACUUUAAAUCAUAUAUUCAAUGUUCAACGUAUUCCUUGUGAUGUAUAUUUGUUUAUCUGAACUAGUUAUAGAUCUGUAAAUGUACAUUAAAAAUUAACUUGGUUGUUCGUCUGUUUCUUGAUAAAAAAGACGCUGUUUAUUGCUAUUAUUAUUAUUAUUAUUAUUAUUAUCUGUUCUUAAAAGUUACACAGAAUUAUCCAGUGUUAUUUCACUAUGAUGUAUAUUUUGUCUAUUGUAUUUACACAUCUAUUGUUUAUAAUACAAUAUCAGCUGAUAAAAAAAGCUAGUAAUAAUAAUAAUAAUAACUCACUAUCAUAAACACGUCAUUUAUGCUUGUAUUUUAUCUAAGGGAAAUACUGUGGAAACGCUUUUAUACGUCAGUACAAUUGGAAUAACAUACGCCGCUGUUCACAUUAUUUGUUUAAAACUGAAUGCACUAUGAAAUCUGUAUGUCCGUAUAGUA